This is a messenger RNA of Mobula hypostoma (lesser devil ray), 1131 nucleotides long. It is a transcript of the gene cfap126, whose product is annotated as cilia and flagella associated protein 126. Gene Ontology annotation, cellular component: ciliary basal body. NCBI's taxonomy places the organism in Eukaryota, Metazoa, Chordata, Chondrichthyes, Myliobatiformes, Myliobatidae. Gene Ontology annotation, biological process: cilium organization. The transcript has 5 exons. The record is from RefSeq and is a predicted model, not a curated record. The coding region runs from base 421 to 1059 and encodes 212 amino acids.
AGAGAGAGAGAGAGAGAGAGAGAGAGAGAGAGAGAGAGAGAGAGAGAGAGAGAGAGAGAGAGGGAUAGAGCAAGUGUGUGAGAGAGAGAGACUGAGAGGGAGAGGGUGAGGGUUAGAGAGAGACAGAGUGAAACGGAGAGUAAAAGAGAAAGCGGAUUAGAGAGAGUCGGGUGAGAGAGAGAGUGAUAGGAGAAGGAGAGGGUAGAGAGAAAGUGAGUGAGAGGGAGAGGGUUAGAGAGAGGAGAGAGAGGAGGGAAGAGGGAAGAGGACAGAAGGGCAGAGAGAUUGGGGAAGAGAGUGAGGGUGGGAGAGAGGGGUAGAGAAAGAGAGAGAGAAGGGAAGGGAGUGAGGGGGGUGGAUUGACUUGAUCGGUUUGACCCGCACAUCGGCCUCUCACUCCCCCCACCCCACCCCCCCACGAUGGCGUACAGCUACCACGCCAACCAGUACGAGGGAGCCUUCAACAGCAGCCGGAUGAGCAGCUGGACCGUCCCCAAGACCCGCGAUCAGACUUCGAAGAAACCUAAAUUUCGAGAAGGGUCGAGCUUCUUCAUUGCAAACGAUAAAGGAUAUCUGAAGCCAGGCGUUCCCCGAUCGAAGGAGAACCCCUGGGGAACCUUCCUUGGAACCUGGCAGAUGCCCCAGCGCAUCCCGCAGCCUCGGCCCAACCUGACGGCCCGGAACAGCGCCGGCGCGGCCCGGCUGAUCGACCAAGUGAAGUCGUCGCCGCUGUACAAAGCCAGCAACGGAUUCGGACUGCAGGCGGCGUUCCCGCACUGCGUGGAGCCGGUCCUGGAGGAGACCUUUGAGGAACGCUGCGCCCGGACCCAGGACACCCCGGCUCUCCCUCCCCGGCUGUCCGCGAGGCUCGGCGACCAGGAAGGAGACCCCGAGCCGACAGGGACCCCUCCUGCCCGGGUCGGCCCUUCACCCCCCGGGACGCAGGGCAGCGGGAGGGUCGCGACCCCUGGCGCCACCGGACGGGCGUCGGCCAGCCCGGGGGGCCCCCGGGAGAGCCCUGACCCUGCCCUCCGGUGCCGGAGCCCUCUGAUUGGAUGACCUGGCAGGGUUCGGGGGGCGGGGGGACUUGGCGAUCUGUGGGGAAACGUUUAACCCAAUAAAAUUGUCGAA